AGGGAGCGGGAGGACAAGAGAGGGAGAGAGAGAGGGAGAGAGAGGGUGUGUGCAGACUCUGCGGCUCACACAUACAGGACUGAGCUGUGUCCGCCCCGCAUGGCUGCGGGUCCGCGGUGAAGUUAGAGGUGUGUGUGCGGGUUCUGCUGCUGGAGGACUGGAUUAUAACACAUAAACACACACGGUGUGGAGGACCGGGCCUGUAGAUGUUGGAUCAGGAUCAGAACCAGCGGGACCAUGUUUGCGUCGUGGCCGAGCGGAGCGGUACUGCUGCUGGGGAUUAUGUCUGCAGGUGUGUGUGGUGGCGACACGAACACCAUGGAGUGUGUUUACUACAACGUGAACUUUGAGCUAGAGCAGACGAAUCGCAGCGGCGUGGAGCGCUGUGAAGAAGACACAGACAAGCGCUCGCACUGUUACGCCUCCUGGAGGAACGACUCAGGAAGUGUUCAGCUGGUGAAGAAAGGCUGCUGGCUGGACGACUUCAACUGCUAUGACCGGUCAGAGUGCGUGGCCACAGAGGAAAGUCCUCAGGUUUUCUUCUGCUGCUGUGAAGGAAACUUCUGUAACGACAAAUUCACUCACCUGCCGGACACCAGUGGACCAUUGAUGAAGGCUCCGCCCCCCAGCCUGGGCAUGUACCAUAUGAUGAGUUACUGUCUGCUGCCUGUCACCAUGUUAUCUGCUGCUCUGCUCACUGCUGUGUGGAUGUACACACACAGGAAACCACCGUACAGACAUGUGGACAUCACUGAGGACCCUUGUCCUACUCCUGCCUCUCCACUGCUGGGUCUCAAGCCGCUGCAGUUACUGGAGGUGAAGGCUAGAGGGCGCUUUGGCUGUGUGUGGAAGGGUCAGGUGAUGAAUGAACACGUGGCCGUGAAGAUUUUCCCCAUUCAGAAUAAGGAGUCGUGGCAGAAUGAGCGAGACAUCUUCAUCAUUCCAGGAAUGAGACAUGAAAACAUCCUGAAGUACGUCGGUGCAGAGAGGAGGGGGAGUCACCUGGAGGCGGAGCUAUGGCUCAUCACCGAGUACCACGAGAGGGGCUCUCUGUGUGACUUCCUGAAGGGAAACGUGCUCAGCUGGUGUCAGCUGUGUCUCGUCUGUGAGUCCAUGGCGUGUGGUCUGUCCUACCUUCACGAGGAUGUCCCGAAACUCAAACCUGCCAUCGCUCACAGGGACUUUAAGAGUAAGAACGUCAUGUUACGUUCAGACCUCACUGCUGUGAUUGGAGACUUUGGACUCGCUGUCAUCUUUGAACCAGGAGAACCUCCAGGAGGGACACACGGACAGGUAGGGACCUGGCGUUACAUGGCUCCUGAGGUUCUUGAAGGAGCCAUUAACUUCCAGAGAGAUGCUUUCCUGAGGAUCGACAUGUACGCCAUGGGUCUGGUUCUGUGGGAGCUGGUGUCUCGCUGCACGGCUGCAGACGGUCCAGUGGAUCAGUACCUGCUGCCGUUUGAAGAAGACGUUGGUGUCCAUCCGUCCCUCGAGGACCUUCAGGACGUCGUCGUCCAUAAGAAGACGAGGCCGCUCUUCAAAGACGUGUGGCUCAAACACAGCGGCCUGUCUCAGGUGUGUGAGACAGCAGAGGAAUGCUGGGAUCACGACGCCGAGGCUCGUCUGUCCGCCGGCUGCGUGGAGGAGAGGAUCUCCCAGAUCCGCCGCCUCACCGCCACCAUCGCCACCAUCGCCACCAUCGCCCCGCCUACCUCUGACCACCGGGCCCCGCUGGUCUCCACAGUGACACCUGUUUCCAUGGUAACCAAUGUCGACCUGCCGCCCAAAGAGUCCAGUAUAUGAAGAAGAGUUUUUCUGUUUGGAGGAGCCUUUUUAUUUUUUUAUUUUUCUAACACACGCAUCAACUUCCUCUGAAUGACACACACACACACACACACACACUCUAUCUCCUUUUCUCAGUGGAAUUUAAAGCAGCUGCUAUUUGAGCGUUGGAUUUUUUUCUCUUUAUCCUUUUGGACAAAUACCAGCACGCACACACACACACACACACACACACAAACACACAUGCACACACACAUGCACAUGCACAGACACACACAGGUUCAGGUCUGACUCAGUGAAUGCUCGUCUUUCUCCUCAGCGAUGACUUUUCUUCCUUUUUAAUAAUUUUUUUAUCGUUCCUCCGUCACACCUGGAUCUACCUUCCUUCUUUCCUUCCUCCUUCCCUCCUUCCUUCCUGGCAACAGCGGCGUUACCUAGCAACCACCUUUUGUUUCCCACGAUGCCGCAGGAACUCGAUGACUGUUAACGCAGAAGUUUUUUCCUCAUGCUUGACGACACAUCACUGAAACAGGAAGUGAUGUCAGAGGGAGGGCUUUGGCUGCGUUUGAAUGCUGGGAUGUGAUUGGUCGUCAGGAGCCAGGAAGCAGGAAAUGUUCACACACAGUGAUUCGAUUGGCUGACUCGGAAAUAAAAAAAAACUUCUCAGGUUAACCAGGUCAAAGGGAAGGGGUGGGGCCAAUGCCAGGUGGGAGGUGUUUAUCUGAGGGUGCUCAAAGCCUAUUGGCUCUUAUGAAUAUGUGAAUUUACUCAGUGUACGACCUCAGGAGGUCACAGUGAGUGAGUGUGUGUGUGUGUGUGUUACGUCAAAGUCACGUGACCUUUGACCUUCCCUCACGUCUGCCAAUCAGCUCAGAGCUAAGGAACAGGAAGUGAUGUGAGGGAAUGAGUCAGUGAAAGGUCACAGAGGUCAAAGGACAUCAUCUCUUCAUCUUUUCUUGUUUUAUUUUUCAGGCCCAAACAAACACACACACGUUUUUAAACUAUUAUUAUUAUGAUGUUUUGUUAUUUCCGUGUUGCCAUAGUAACAGUGAAUGUCUACAACCAUGCUGCUGAUGAUUAAGAUGAUGAAUAUUUUUGUGUGUUUGAUUAUUUUACUUGUGUAUUUGUAUAUGUGUGUGUAUGUAUGUGUGUGUGUGUGAUGAACUGAGGGAACAGAUGUUCAGACAGAAGUAGUAGAACACAGAUCUCAGACCUCAGAACAGCAGAAAUACCUCAGAUUUUUUACGUGUGGUUACUUUGUUGCUAAGUUACAGAUGUUUGUUUUUGUUUACUUUGUUAUUGUUGUUUAGAGACAUGAAUGUUUUUUUUAUUCUGAUGAAACUCAACAGGUUUUUUUCACUCAAACCUCGACUUUAUAAAUAAAAUGUUUUGGCUUUUUUUCACUGGCUGAUCUGAACUGCCAAUCAAACCACCUGGACUGA
Solea solea (common sole) is the source of this 3224-nucleotide messenger RNA. RefSeq names its product activin receptor type-2B-like. Gene Ontology annotation, cellular component: activin receptor complex; plasma membrane. Gene Ontology annotation, molecular function: activin receptor activity; activin binding; ATP binding. The transcript is spliced from 11 exons. Gene Ontology annotation, biological process: cellular response to growth factor stimulus; protein phosphorylation; activin receptor signaling pathway. NCBI's taxonomy places the organism in Eukaryota, Metazoa, Chordata, Actinopteri, Pleuronectiformes, Soleidae. The record is from RefSeq and is a predicted model, not a curated record. The coding region runs from base 238 to 1803 and encodes 521 amino acids.